CUCUACGUGUGCGCAUUGCAUUGAUAAAUAACUUACCGGUCCAAGAUGUCGGACGUCGAGGACGAUUUUAUGUGUGAAGAAGAGGAGGAUUAUGGCUUGGAAUACUCGGAAGACAGCAAUUCAGAACCGGACGUUGAUCUGGAGAAUCAGUACUACAACUCGAAAGCGCUCAAGGAAGAUGACCCGAAGGCUGCUUUGGCGUCCUUUCAGAAGGUCCUGGAACUGGAAGGAGGUGACAAAGGCGAAUGGGGUUUCAAAGCUUUGAAACAGAUGAUCAAGAUUAACUUCAAACUUAAUAACUAUCAAGAAAUGAUGGUAAGAUAUAAGCAGUUAUUGACCUAUAUCAAGAGUGCGGUUACGAGAAAUCAUAGUGAAAAAUCUAUCAACUCCAUCCUUGACUAUAUCUCAACGUCGAAAAAUAUGGAGUUGCUACAAGACUUCUACGAAACUACCUUAGAUGCUUUAAAAGAUGCCAAAAAUGAUCGGCUAUGGUUCAAAACAAAUACGAAAUUAGGAAAACUUUACUAUGACCGAGGAGACUUCAACAAGUUGGCGAAAAUCCUCAAACAACUUCAUCAGUCUUGUCAGACGGACGAAGGUGAAGAUGAUCUCAAAAAGGGAACUCAGCUGUUAGAAAUUUACGCUCUUGAAAUACAGAUGUACACUGCGCAGAAGAACAACAAGAAAUUGAAAACUCUGUAUGAACAAUCCUUACACAUAAAGUCUGCGAUUCCUCACCCACUCAUUAUGGGAGUGAUCAGAGAGUGUGGCGGCAAAAUGCACCUUAGGGAAGGAGAGUUUGAGAAGGCUCACACAGAUUUCUUUGAAGCGUUCAAGAACUACGAUGAGAGUGGUAGCCCAAGAAGAACAACGUGUUUAAAAUAUUUAGUACUAGCAAAUAUGUUAAUGAAGUCUGGCAUCAAUCCGUUUGACUCACAGGAAGCCAAGCCGUACAAGAACGACCCAGAAAUCCUAGCCAUGACUAAUCUAGUUUCGUCCUACCAAAACAAUGACAUAAAUGAAUUUGAAACCAUUCUGAAAAAGCAUAGGAAAAACAUAAUGGACGAUCCCUUUAUUAGAGAACACAUAGAAGACCUUCUGAGGAACAUCAGGACGCAAGUUCUAAUCAAGCUGAUCAAGCCUUACACCAGGAUCCACAUCCCCUUCAUCUCCAAAGAACUCAACAUCGACGCCAGCGAAGUCGAGAGUCUCCUGGUCUCCUGCAUCCUUGACAGCACGGUCAGAGGAAGGAUUGACCAAGUGAACCAAGUGCUUGAGUUGGACAAAGAGAGUGUUUGUGGUGCAAGGUACAAUGCACUGGACAAAUGGACCAACCAGUUGGCGUCGUUACACCAAGCGGUGGCCAACCGGAUGUGGUAGAGCGGAACCGGUUGUUGUACCCAACGUUACUGGGUGCAACCGGUGCUGGCUACGGUCGUGUCACUCAAAUCAGUUGCAUGUUUCAAUGCUUACCAGUGCUCUCAAACUGCCAGCAUAUGAGUUAGGCCUAAUUGUACUUGUAACUGUUAGGUUUUGUUUGUCAACUGAUACCGAAAUUGGUGUAUUGCAGAUUUGGGAUUUCUCAAAAAGAGAGUUCAGCUGGAAUUUUAGAGAAAAUAAGAACUCAGGGGCUAAUAAUAGAGAUGCUCAAUUAAAGGUCACAAAAAUAACAAAGGUAUUUUGUCCUCAUUUAAACUGUGCAGAUGAGUUAUAAUUCCCUAUAUUUUGUUUGAUUGGGGCUUUGUAUUACUUAAAGCUUUACAUUUAAUCAAAUUAAGUUCCCAAAUUACCAGAAAAACCUACAAAUGCCAUAAGUUUAUGUACAGUAUUCUUAAGUUUCUCUCGGUAAUCACUGUAAUAUUCAAAUUUUACCAAACUAGAUAAAAAUCACUUUUUCUAGAAAUUUGUAUUCUAAAGUUUCCCAAACUUGUCUUUGAAAGUAUUGUCUUUCAAAGUAUUGUCUUUGAAAGAAUAAAAAUGUAAGAUAUGUUCAUAAAGGCAUAAAUUGUGUUCACUGGUAAGUGUGGUGAUAAUUGAGAAUCUAAUUGAGAAACAUGUAACAAGUUUUGAGUGUCGCAACUUUGCUGGUAUCGGUGACAUCGUAACGUAUCGAUUGGGACUGUUAAUAAGUGAUGUACAGAUUUUUUAAUUUUAACACAGUAAGGAAUUGUAUAAAAGUGUAAUAUGUCACCGCUAUCGCUGCUGCCGGUGUAUGUUUUAUAACGUUAGGUUCUACAACGUAUUGAAGACUCGAUCAUAGUGUAUAUUAAUUUAUUUUCAAUUAAAUUGUUAUAUUAAAUUUUGCAUUUUGUGUUAUGCAUAUAUUUUCUUUGCUCUCAAUGGUUUUAUUUUCAGUUACCGUUUGUUGUUACUUGGAAAUAUAUUCUUGAGAGUGGUUUUUA
Macrosteles quadrilineatus (aster leafhopper) is the source of this 2402-nucleotide messenger RNA. It is a transcript of the gene alien, whose product is annotated as COP9 signalosome complex subunit 2. The record is from RefSeq and is a predicted model, not a curated record. Gene Ontology annotation, biological process: protein deneddylation. Gene Ontology annotation, cellular component: COP9 signalosome. NCBI's taxonomy places the organism in Eukaryota, Metazoa, Arthropoda, Insecta, Hemiptera, Cicadellidae. Gene Ontology annotation, molecular function: protein binding. The transcript has 9 exons. Bases 46 to 1380 code for a protein of 444 amino acids.